Molecule: messenger RNA, 3239 nt
Organism: Blepharisma stoltei
Lineage: Eukaryota; Ciliophora; Heterotrichea; Heterotrichida; Blepharismidae
Source: the annotation of a GenBank genome assembly
AUGAGAGAAAAACUUAGACCUCCAUCUAUAGAGCUUUCAGAUAUGAGGGACUCUCAAGGCGCCGAACUUCACUAUGCAAACAUUGAGCACGUCCCUCUUCUACAAAGGGUGGGUCAACCAAAAAAACAAAGUAUUUACUCUAGUUAGGUAACUUCUGCUGUCGUAAGUCUCCUCCAGAAAAUCGCCGAAUCCAGCUUUCAGGACAAACAACAAGAUCUUUCCCUUCCAACGCUGUAAAGAACACAAAAUACAAUAUCUUCACAUUUCUGCCUUUAUUUUUAUUUUAUCAGUUCAAGCAGCCUCUAAGUCUUUUCUUUUUAGUCAUUUCUUUAAGCCAAUUUUAUCCUCCUCUCCAAGUAGGAUUUUUGAUUACUUAUAUUGCUCCCUUAGGACUUGUGCUAGCUAUCACAUUGGGUAAAGAAAGCUAUGACGACAUUAUUAGAUGAAAACGAGAUAGAGACGUCAACAAACAAAAAUACACACGAAUUACAAGCUCAAGUGAAGUUCUCAUUGCUAGUGAAAAUAUCAAGGUUGGCCAUGUCAUAAAAAUCCACGCCCACGAGAGGAUCCCAGCUGAUAUGAUUUUGCUUCACACCCAGGACAAGAAUGGUACAGUUUUUAUAAAAACAGACCAGCUUGAUGGAGAAACUGACUGAAAGCUGAGGAAAGCAGUCAACGCGACCCAAAGCGUAAGAAAUGAAGCUGACGUAUUAGCAGUAAAAGGGACACUUACAGUCGAGCCGCCAAGAAAAGAAAUUUAUGAAUUUCAAGGGAAGCUAGAACUGCCUGAUGGCGAAAUUGGCUUAAUGCUAGACAAUACCUUAUGGGCGACUACCACAUUGGCAGCUGGCAGCUGUAUUGGGAUUGUGAUUUAUACAGGCAAAGAAACCAGAAGUGUAAUGAACAGCAGAGAGCCUUCAAAUAAGCUCGGCAGGACUGACGAAGAGCUUAACAAGCUUGCUGUAUAUUUGCUUUUCCUAAUGACCUUUUUAGCUGUUUUUAUGCUGUGCUUGUCAGGUUUUAACUCCUAUUCCCACAUCAUCGGUUUCCGCUAUAUUUUGCUAUUAUCUACCAUUAUCCCUAUUUCUUUAAAAGUUAACCUGGAUUUUGCCAAAAUUUAUUAUUGUCUUGGGAUAUCUCGAGACCCAUUAGUCGGCAACGCAAAACCAAGAAAUUCGACUAUCCCUGAAGAGCUUGGCAGGAUCCAUUUCUUAUUGACUGACAAAACCGGGACUUUAACCUGUAACGAAAUGACUCUAAAAAAGUUAGCAUUAGAGCACGCUGCUUUUGAGCUGGACGAUAAAGAAAGUAAAGCUUCUCUUCUGAAUGAACUGAAUUUCAGCUUUGAAAAUAUUAAAAGAAAAGCCCCAGAAAGCAAAAAGGCAAGAAGAAGGGAGCUGCAUUUAGUGAUAAGAGAUAUGAUAACUGCUCUUUCGCUAUGUCACAAUGUAACUCCAGUAGAAGAAGAAGGCAAACAGAUAUACCAAGCCAGCUCUCCUGAUGAAGUCGCACUUGUUGAAUUUACAAAAACAAUAGGUGUAGAGCUAGUGCAGCGAACUCAAGAGAAAAUUGUGCUAAAUACACCUCGAGGAAUAGAGGAGUACCAAAUUCUUGACAUUUUCCCGUUUACGUCUGAUACCAAAAGAAUGGGAAUAAUCCUCAGAAGUGAAGCGAACGGCCAAAUCACUUUUUACUUAAAAGGCGCUGAAGAAGCUUUAUUACCAAAAAUCAGCUCACAGUCAUCUCAAGAAAAAAUGAAAGAAGACUGCGAAAUUUUGGCUCAGGAAGGACUGAGAACUUUGGUAAUAACCCAAAGAGCAGUUCCAGAAAAAGAAUAUGAAGUUUUUAGAAGAGAAAUUGAAAAAGCAAGGGCGUCUAUGAUAAGCAGAGAAAAAAUGAUGAGAAAAGUGGUAGAGUCUAUAGAAAUUGGGAUGGAGUAUUUAGGGGUAACUGGUGUCGAAGAUAAGCUGCAGAAUAGAGUUGACAGGUGUAUAGCAAAAUUAACGAACGCAGGAAUUAGGAUCUGGAUGUUGACUGGGGAUAAGGUCGAGACUGCUAAAUGCAUUGCAAUUUCUACAGGGCUGAAAAAUAAAAACCAAAAAUUCAAAGAAUUAGCGAAUAUGAGAGACCUGAUUUUGAUAGAAAAUGAGCUUAAUGAUUUAAAACUGACAGGGAAUAACUCAAUUGUACUGAUUAUUGAUGGUGUUACGCUGUCAUUAGUUAUGGAGAUGAACCCUGAGCUGUUUAUUUUGGCUGCUACAAGGGUUGGAGGGGUUAUUUGCUGCAGGGUAAGUCCUACCCAAAAAACUCAAAUUGUUGAAAAUAUACAAAAAUAUACAGAAAACAGAGUCUGCUCUAUUGGAGAUGGAGGAAAUGAUGUAGGGAUGAUCCAAGCUGCUCAUGUAGGCAUAGGUAUUGAAGGAAAAGAAGGAAAACAAGCAUCACUUGCAGCUGAUUUUUCUAUCAAUGAAUUUAAGUACCUCGCGCCUCUGAUUUUGUGGCAUGGAAGACUCAGCUAUAUGAGGACAGCCAGGCUGGCCAAUUUUAUUUUUCAUAGAGGCUUGAUUAUUGCAGUAAUCCAAGCCUAUUUCAUUCUGGUGUUUUAUUAUAUAGCAAUUCCUAUAUAUAAUGGCUAUUUAAUGCUGGGAUAUGCGACCAUUUUUACCUGUCUGCCUGUUUUUUCACUUGUACUUGAUAAAGAUGUGAAUUAUAAAACAAUUAGAAAAUUUCCUAUUCUUUAUCAAACUCUUCAGUUGGGGAGAGAUCUUAAUGAGACCAGAUUUCUACUGUGGAUUUGGAAGAGUCUUUAUCAAGGCUCAGUUAUUAUUUUGAUGGCUCUUUCGUUGUUCCCUGAAGAUAAUUUUGUCAAUCUAGUCGCAAUUAUCCUAUUUAUAUUAAUUUAAUUUUUUUUUUUUUAAUAAAUUUUUUUUUUUUUUAAAAUUAAUUUCUUAUAGCAUACAUUUUCUGCCUUAAUUUUAACAGAGCUUUUAAACGUAGCAACAGAAAUUGAUACUUGGAAUAAAUGAAUUGUGGUAUCAGAGCUCAGCACACUUGUCGUGUAUUUAAUAUGUAUUUGCCUAUUAAAAAAUUAUUUCAAUCUUGAGCUUAUUAUAAGAGCUGACUUCUUUUGGAAAAUUUUGGCAAUUACAGCUGUGUCCUGGGUCCCAUUGCAUAUUAUUAAGAUUGUAUUUGAAAAAAUCAACCCACCUACAAGUAAAAAAGUUAAACAAAGUAAGUAA